Messenger RNA from Westerdykella ornata, 952 nucleotides. RefSeq names its product ribosomal protein S17e. Gene Ontology annotation, cellular component: ribosome. Bases 77 to 514 code for a protein of 145 amino acids. The record is from RefSeq and is a predicted model, not a curated record. Gene Ontology annotation, molecular function: structural constituent of ribosome. Gene Ontology annotation, biological process: translation. The transcript is spliced from 4 exons. NCBI's taxonomy places the organism in Eukaryota, Fungi, Ascomycota, Dothideomycetes, Pleosporales, Sporormiaceae.
AACCCGCGACAAUCGACAAUCCGACGACCCCGUUCCCGACGCCUCACUCCUCCAACCUCCCUCAAAUACCGCAAAAAUGGGUCGCGUCAGGACGAAGACCGUCAAGAAGUCCGCCAAGGUCAUCAUCGAGCGUUAUUAUCCCAAGCUCAGCCUCGACUUCGAGGUCAACAAGAGGAUUUGCGAUGAGAUCGCCAUCAUCGCCAGCAAGCGCCUGAGGAACAAGAUUGCCGGAUACACGACCCAUUUGAUGAAGCGUAUCCAGCGGGGUCCCGUCCGCGGCAUCUCCUUCAAGCUCCAGGAAGAGGAGCGUGAGCGCAAGGAUCAAUACGUCCCCGAGAUCUCUGCUCUCGACUUCACCCAGAACUCCGAGAACGGAACCCUGGACGUCGAUCAGGAGACCAAGGACCUCCUCAAGAGCAUGGGCUUCGACUCCAUUCCCGUCAACGUUGUUGCCGUCUCCCAGCAGCAGGUUGUGGAGCGCCCCCGCCGUUUCGACCGCCGCCCUGGCCAGUAAAUGUUCGAUUUCGGCUUUUCUCCUUCGGUACAUUCAAAAGACGGUUAACGGAUGGUGCAUUGGUUUGCCACGGUUUGGCAGGAAUAUAUACUGCCGUCAUGAUGUCUAGGAGUCAAUGAAAAGGUUACCCCCACACAGGUGUCGCUGAGCUCAGUUCUCGAAAGAGAUCUGGGCGAGGCUUGAUUGCCAUUUUCCCCUUUCAUGUCGUGAUGUGGAUGAUAUGUGCUAACCUUGCCCAAUCUUGGGUGUAGAGUCGCUGUUGCAGGUGCAUCUAGGCGCAUUUUCCGUUUCCAGCUCAUGAGCCUUCUUAUGAUAUCAGACCCCUCCCACCGAGUAUAUGAGAGACAUAUCAGCCCAUUUAUAACCAUCUUGUAGACCACGAAGGCUUUGGAAGGCAUGGAUGUUGUUCAAUACUGUAGCCUUAGUAUAAUAUAUCGC